AUGGAGAGCAGACGGCCUAGGUACGACCUGACCACCUACGAAUCGCUACUCAGCUUUGUCGUCGAAUAUGCGAGCAAGUACCUGGAAAUAAUUGAAGCACAUGAUCACCCGACUGAGCUCGCCUCUCGCCUGCAGAGCUCCAGUUGCGUCUACUUUGUGAUGACCAGGUUGGUGCGGGCCGCUUUGCGCACGCAUAGUACGGUGAACAAGCUGAGGAAUUCGAGCUGGCGCGAAUUCUUCUGGGGGCACGCAGUGCCAAAGCUGGUGGCGCAGGGGUACUUGCAGAAACAAGAGCAAGAGCUGUUUCUGUUUGCGACAACAUCAAUAGAUCACAGUGAAGAUGAUGAGCAGGUAAAGGAUGAUCGCGAAGAUCUUCCAAAGGCAGUAGAUGCGGCUGAUCUAGAAGAGCUUGGGGACGUGGCUGCAAGCAGCCGUGAAGAUGAUGAGUGCAGCGAGUCGUGGCUGUCUGGUGGUGUUGAUGUUGUUGAGGAAGUUCUUGCCGACGUGGACGACCCGAAACAACCAAAUGAUGAUCAUCAAAUGCUGCUCGACGACGAGUCAACGGCUUGUCGUGUGCGGGGGCCAGGAGCGGCGACAGCGGCUGAGGUCUCUGGUGGGACACGACUCGACGCAGUCGUGCCCGCGGCUGGAGGAGAUGGUGCUGGAACUUGCGUUCUUCUAAAACAAAAACAGCGGGAUAAAACUUCUAGUGCCGUAGAAGACUGCUCAGCAGCUCGAGCUAGCAGGCCGCUCUUCUUGCGCCAGCCACGGCCUGACGUUGUUGUGGCGGCUGCUGGUGCAGCUGGAG
Messenger RNA from Amoebophrya sp. A120, 808 nucleotides. The record is from the annotation of a GenBank genome assembly. Lineage: Eukaryota; Dinophyceae; Syndiniales; Amoebophryaceae.